UACUUACUGCGAAGAGAUUUGCAAAUCUCUGACUCUUCUAUUCGGGGCCCUGAGACCCGGUGCCAUUUAUCAACGUUAUCCACUGGAGAUGUACCAGUACUUGAAUCAUCGAAAUGCAGCUGUUAAAAUUCUGGUCCUCAAAAAUAUAGAAAAAACAUUAGAAAAUAUCGAGCAAGUUCCUCGCCUGAUAAAUGACAUUAAUCUACUCAUUCGUGUCAUCGAAACCAUCGGGGAUGAGAAUUUAAAUGUCGCGUUAAUUGCGAUGAACAUGAUGAAAAAAAUUGGUCGUGUACCAGACGGUGUGAAAAUCAUUUACACAGGUCCCAUGCUGAGAGCAUUUGCUCGACUAAUUCCGAAGAACGAUGCUGUUACAUUCAGAGUUUAUGAGGUCAUCGUUGACAUUGCAAAAUCAUCACCCGAGGGUUUAGAAGCCUCCGCCAAUUCCGGAUUUUUGGCUAGUCUCCUGCAAAUUUUGGACAGCGAUGAUGUGCUGCUCCAAUUAAAUACUCUAGAAGCAUUAACUGAAUUAGCGAGUACCCAAGAGGGUCUGAAUUACCUUGAAGAAAGAAGCGUAUUGAAAAAACUGGCUAAUCAAAUAAGAGAAGCGAAUGAAAAUGUUCUUUCAAGAGUUCUCAUCCCUGGAUUAAUGAAAUUCUUCGGAAACGUCGCAAAGAGCCGCCCCGACGAGAUAUUCUCAAAAUAUCCGUUCGUUAUUUUGGCACUGUUUCAAGUAAUUGAGGAGGACGAUGCAGUUUUAUUAUCCAAUGCCCUUGACACCCUCGGAUACGUAUCAUCGUCUAUUGAAGGAAAAUAUGCCUUAGAAUCACUCGGCGACGCUAUGCCUAGAACGAUAAAGAGAAUUUCUCUAAUAAUUGAGAAACAUCCAACAGAGUUAAGACUGAGAGCCUUAGACAAUCUCGCAUUGAUCAUUCAUAUUGAUAAAUCCCAACAAGACAAUCGCAUUUUAUCUCUGACUAAAUCGUGGUUCGAUCUGCUCCAUGAUGAAUCUCUUACCUUCAUCGUUAAUCUGUGUAAACAGCCGUUCGAUGAUAUUAGGCAAUCGUGCAUGCAAGUUCUUGUUGAGAUUGCUUCUCAAAUGUGGGGACAAGAGUAUAUUGCUGCUAUGCCGGGUUUAAUCGAGUUCCUCUUGGAUCGAUCUGCAGAAGCUUUCAACAAUUGUAAACAAAUUAAAUACCAGAUCGUCAAGAAUCUCUCUGAAGCUUCCUCAGAUAUAUUUGACAGUGCAACACGUCAGCAACUCCAACUAUUCGUCCAGCAAGGACCAUUCUUCGUUGACUUGCAAACGCAAGUCGCUACUGAAUCGACAUCGUGAAUAUUUCAACGAAAGUCAUUCAUUCGUGUUCGUUACUAUUUUUAUUACGCCUUUGUAGAUAAACACAAAACUUACAAAAAUAAAUUGAGUAUUCUAAGAAAAUAAUUUA
Fopius arisanus is the source of this 1442-nucleotide messenger RNA. RefSeq names its product 26S proteasome non-ATPase regulatory subunit 5. The record is from RefSeq and is a predicted model, not a curated record. Lineage: Eukaryota; Metazoa; Arthropoda; Insecta; Hymenoptera; Braconidae. Gene Ontology annotation, cellular component: cytosol. Gene Ontology annotation, biological process: proteasome assembly.